Elephantulus edwardii (Cape elephant shrew) is the source of this 930-nucleotide messenger RNA. Its product is annotated as olfactory receptor 4C6-like. Gene Ontology annotation, molecular function: G protein-coupled receptor activity; olfactory receptor activity. Gene Ontology annotation, biological process: G protein-coupled receptor signaling pathway. The record is from RefSeq and is a predicted model, not a curated record. Gene Ontology annotation, cellular component: membrane. The transcript has a single exon. NCBI's taxonomy places the organism in Eukaryota, Metazoa, Chordata, Mammalia, Macroscelidea, Macroscelididae. Bases 1 to 930 code for a protein of 309 amino acids.
AUGGAAAACAAAGACAACGUGACUGAAUUCAUUCUUCUGGGUCUUACCAAGAACCCAGAGCUACGGAAACUAUUCUCUGCUGUGUUUCUUAUCAUGUAUAUGGCCAUCAUAUUGGGAAACCUACUUAUUGUGAUAACCCUGAGUGCAAGUCAGAGUCUGAGGUCACCUAUGUAUUACUUCCUUACUUCCUUAUCCCUUACUGAUACCACAUAUUCUUCUGUCAUCACUCCCAAGAUGAUUGUGGACUCCCUUUCUGAAAGUACUACUAUCUCCUUUGAAGGUUGUAUGACCCAACUCUUUGCAGAACAUUUCUUUGGUGGAGUGUCAAUCAUUCUUCUCAUUGUGAUGGCCUAUGACCGCUAUGUGGCCAUCUGUAAGCCCCUCCACUACGUGACCAUCAUGAGUCCACGUGUGUGCUGCCUGCUGAUCGGAGGUGCUUGUGUAGGAGGAUUUCUACAUGCGAUGAUUCAGCUCCUCUUCAUGUACCAAAUACCUUUCUGUGGUCCCAAUGUCAUUGAUCACUUUAUAUGUGACUUAUUUCAAUUGCUGACCUUGGCCUGCAUGGACACUUUCAUCCUGGGCCUCUUGGUCAUUCUCAACAGUGGGGUGAUGUGUGUUGCUAUCUUUGUUAUUCUCAUUGCAUCCUACGUGGUGAUUCUCUGUUCCCUGAAGACUUGCAGCUCUGAAGGACGUCGGAAGGCCAUCUCUACCUGUGGCUCUCAUCUCACAGUGGUCAUUUUAUUCUUUGUGCCAUGCAUUUUCUUAUAUGUAAGACCUGUGGCCAUUUACCCCAUAGACAAGGCAAUGGCAGUUUCAGAUUCUAUUAUCACACCCAUGUUAAAUCCUUUAAUCUACUCUCUAAGGAAUACAGAGGUUAAAAAUGCCAUGAAGAAACUUUGGAUAAAAAGAGAGACGUCAGUUGCCAAGUAA